AUGCCAUUCAAGGCGAUUCCAAAGAAGUUGACUGUGGCACUUAUGGCACGAGUCGCUAAAGUAUCCAACUACUAUCCGGCGAAAGGUGGGUUGUCUGCAUACUACAGCCCGCAUAUGAUCAUGCAUCAACGAAUGGUUGAUGCCUCCAACGAAUUUGUCGCUGAGAUUGGUGCAUAUGUCCACAGAUAUGGUCAUGACACCGAGAAUAAUAUGGCUGUUCCAACGAUUGAAGGUGUUUACAUGGGACCCACCGCUGACAUUCAAGAAGGGCACCGUAUCUAUGAUCUGAACACAAUGUGCGAAGCACGACGUGCCAAAAUCAAGGUUCUUCCGAUGACUGACCAAGUCAUCAAGAUUAUCGAAGAAGACGCAAGAUUGGAAGGAGUGACGGAAUUGCGCACCUAUUCCAAGCGUAAUGGCGAGCUAAU
Molecule: messenger RNA, 428 nt
Organism: Cylindrotheca closterium
Lineage: Eukaryota; Bacillariophyta; Bacillariophyceae; Bacillariales; Bacillariaceae
Source: the annotation of a GenBank genome assembly